This is a messenger RNA of Amborella trichopoda, 1771 nucleotides long. Its product is annotated as trihelix transcription factor ASR3. The record is from RefSeq and is a predicted model, not a curated record. NCBI's taxonomy places the organism in Eukaryota, Viridiplantae, Streptophyta, Magnoliopsida, Amborellales, Amborellaceae.
CUCCCUUCCCCUCCUUUCUCUCUCUCCUCUCUCUCUCUCUCUACCCCCCUCUCUCUCUCCUUCAAGGGCACAGUGCCCCUCCAACCCCUCACCACCUGCCGCCGUUAUCUUCCCUGACGGCACCCUGACGGCGUCGGCCCCACACUAGCGGCGUUACCACAUGUCAAGCUCGACCCCCUUAGAGCGCUUGACCCUGGGCCCUCCGAGUAACGUCCAGAGUAACGGCCCGCCACCGUUACCGUUAGGGUUAGGGCACGGAGACGGCAGCGAGAGCCCCGAGAACAAGCCGCCCCGCCUCCCUCGAUGGACCAGGCAGGAAAUCCUGGUCCUUAUACAAGGGAAGCGAGUUGCCGAGUCUCGGGUCAGUAAGAAGCGAGGUCGAUUCGACCCGUCCGAUUCGGGAGAUGGCUCGGCCCCUGAGCCGAAAUGGGCCGCGAUUUCGGCUUACUGCAAGCGCCAUGGCGUCGAUCGAGGUCCGGUUCAAUGUCGAAAGCGAUGGAGCAAUUUGGCUGGCGAUUAUAAGAAGAUUAAGGAGUGGGACUCGGCUAACCCAGAACCCGAAUCGUUCUGGUCAAUGCGGAACGACUCGAGGAGAGAGAGGAAGCUCCCUGGUUUCUUUGAUAGAGAGGUUUUCGACGUUCUGGAGGGGCGGAGCCCUUCUUCUAAGCCCAUUUCUAGGGUUUCAGAAGAGGUUUCCAGGGUUUCAGAGGCCAGGGUUUCUGAGAUCAAGGCGGAGGUCGAGAAUGGGGGUUUUGAUGGAGGCAGGGGUGCCAGGGUUUCGGAGAAAGGGAGGAGUCCUAGGAUUUUGGGGCGUGGAGAAGGGGGCUUUGCAGGAGGGAGAUCAAAUUCUAGGGUUUUGGAGCGGAGUAAGGGUGCAGAGGUUAUAUUCGAUAGUGGGAGACCUGGAAAUAGUGAUGAGGGUUUGUUCUCAGAUUUUGAACAGUCAGGGCGUGAAGAAGGAGAGGAAGAGAAGGAUAUGGGGGCUAUGCCUGAAAGCCCUUCUACACCAGCUCCACCUCCUCCUAUAAUUGCUGGUAUCCCAAGCGAGAAGCAACCGGCUGCUAAUCCUGAGAAGGGGUCUUCUUCUCAAGCCGAGCAUAAGCGCAGGCGAGUUUCAGGCGAAGAAGAGGGCAGUGAUUCUCCUCUAAGGGACCAAUUACUCCAACUACUUGAGAGGAAUAGCAGAGUCUUAACAGCUCAGCUCGAAGCUCAGAAUUUGAACUGUCAGCUUGACCGAAACCAGAGAAAGGAUCAUGCUGAGAGCUUGGUUGGUGUCCUAAACAAACUUGCAGAUGCUCUUGGAAGAAUUGCAGACAAAUUGUAGGGAGAAAAGAGGCAAACUUCGUACUAGUUGUAGGAUAGAGAAAAGCAUGAAGAAUUCAUACAAGUUCUAGAGAAAGGAAGGCAUGAAAGUUGGAGAAAGCUAUUAUUAGAAUCAAUAACAAAACUGCUAGUUUUCUGCUCUUGCAGAAACAGGAAAGCUUGCAUAUAAAUUCAAACCAUCUACUGAAGAAACACACUUAAAACGUUGGAUGUCGCAGUGCUCAUUGGGCAGCCUGUGUUGGUUUCCUCGUGGGGUUUCUUCGUUGUCAUAUUUUUGGCCCAAUUUUUUUGGGAGCAUUGUAUAGUUUUACCUUUUUCACUGUUUCUAUUUUAUUUAAAAUUAUAUAGGCGAUCAGCCAUGAUAUUGGUGUAUAUUCAGGGUAUAGACUUAUACUUCAUAAUAUGAACUGUUGAAGAAGAAUUCGAUAGCCAUUUCGAAUGGGUUUGA